Messenger RNA from Silurus meridionalis, 6313 nucleotides. RefSeq names its product ATPase phospholipid transporting 9B (gene atp9b). The record is from RefSeq and is a predicted model, not a curated record. Gene Ontology annotation, biological process: endocytosis; phospholipid translocation; retrograde vesicle-mediated transport, Golgi to endoplasmic reticulum. Gene Ontology annotation, cellular component: trans-Golgi network; plasma membrane; endosome. NCBI's taxonomy places the organism in Eukaryota, Metazoa, Chordata, Actinopteri, Siluriformes, Siluridae. Gene Ontology annotation, molecular function: ATP binding; magnesium ion binding; ATP hydrolysis activity.
CAGCGCUGCGCCAUAAGGACGCAGAGCGGCGCAUUCAAGUGACGUCAUUUUGUACACAUUGCAGCCAAGAUGGCUGACAGCAUUCCACUGAAUCCAGUACGGAGCAACCCCAAGAAACCCCCGUAUUACAAUACUGGCAGAGCUCACAGGUACCAGAUUGAAGACGAGGCUUUGAAUCUUGACGAGAUGCCACUAAUGAUGUCUGAGGAGGCUUUUGAGAACGAUGAGAGCGAUUACCAAACACUUCCCAGAGCCAGGAUCAGACAGAGGCGCCGUGGUCUGGGCUGGUUCCUCUGUGGAGGCUGGAAGGUGUUGUGUGGAAGCUGCUGUGAUCACAUGGCUCACAUGUGCCGGAGGAAGAAGGAGCUGAAGGCUCGAACCGUCUGGCUUGGUCACCCGGAAAAAUGUGAGGAGAAGUAUCCUAAAAACGCCAUCAAAAAUCAGAAAUACAACAUCAUCACCUUCGUACCAGGGGUUUUAUACCAGCAGUUCAAGUUUUUCCUCAACUUGUAUUUCUUGGUGGUGGCCUGCUCACAGUUUGUACCGUCCCUCAAAAUUGGCUACCUCUACACCUACUGGGCGCCCCUGGCGUUUGUGUUAGCCGUCACCAUGGUGAGAGAGGCCGUGGACGAGGUGCGCCGCUACAGGAGGGACAAAGAGAUGAAUUCUCAGAUAUACAGCAAGCUCACAGUUCGAGGCAAGAUCCAGGUGAAGAGCUCAGACAUACAAGUUGGAGAUCUCAUCAUCAUUGAAAAGAAUCAGAGAGUUCCAGCUGAUAUGAUCUUCCUAAGAACUUCAGAAAAGUCUGGAGCGUGCUUUAUCCGAACCGACCAGCUCGACGGAGAAACGGACUGGAAACUGAAGGUCGCUGUUGCCUGCUCUCAGAGGCUCCCUGCACUGGGGGAUUUGUUCUCCAUCAGUGCAUAUGUCUACGCUCAGAAGCCUCAGUUGGACAUACACAGUUUCGAAGGAAAUUUUACUAGGGAAGACUGUGACCCUCCCGUCCAUGAGAGCCUGGGCAUUGAGAACACCCUUUGGGCCAGUACUGUGGUUGCAUCUGGUACCGUAAUAGGAGUUGUUAUUUACACUGGGAAGGAGAUGAGGAGCGUAUUGAACACAUCCCAGUCAAAAAACAAGGUGGGCCUGUUGGACCUGGAGUUAAAUCGUCUGACUAAGGCCUUGUUCUUGGCCCAGCUGGUUCUUUCUAUCGUCAUGGUGGCUCUGCAAGGUUUUAUCGGGCCCUGGUUCCGUAACCUGUUCCGCUUCGUAGUUCUCUUCUCCUACAUCAUCCCCAUCAGUCUGAGGGUAAAUCUGGACAUGGGAAAGACGGCGUACGGAUGGCUGAUAAUGAAGGAUGAGAAUAUCCCUGGCACUGUGGUGAGAACCAGCACUAUCCCUGAAGAGCUCGGUCGCCUCGUCUACCUGCUCACUGACAAGACAGGCACUCUCACUCAGAAUGAGAUGGUGUUUAAGCGACUGCAUCUCGGGACCGUGUCAUAUGGGAUGGACACCAUGGACGAGAUCCAGAGCCAUAUUAUACAGUCCUAUGCUCAGGUGAGCUCAGCUGUGUCUAAUGGCAACAGUGCCAGCUCGACAACAUCCCGUAAGACAGCGCCAUCCGGGCCCAAGGUGCGAAAGAGUGUGAGCAGCCGCAUUAAUGAGGCUGUGACCAUUGCCCUGUGCCACAAUGUUACACCCGUCUAUGAGUCCCAUUCUAACGGUGCCAAUGCUGAGCCAGAGGGGACAGAGGCUGACCAGGACUUCAGCGAUGCCAACCGAACAUAUCAAGCCUCCAGCCCAGAUGAGGUGGCCCUGGUGCGCUGGACGGAGAGUGUUGGUCUGACCCUGGUGAACAGAGACCUCAGUUUACUACAGUUGAGGACUCCAGCAGGCCAGAUUCUGACAUUCUGUAUCCUGCAGGUCUUCCCCUUCACAUCAGAGAGCAAGCGCAUGGGCAUCAUCAUCAGGGAGGAGGCCACUGGGGAGAUCACAUUUUACAUGAAAGGGGCAGAUGUUGCCAUGGCUACAACUGUGCAGUACAACGACUGGCUUGAGGAAGAGUGUGGAAACAUGGCCAGAGAGGGACUCCGUACAUUGGUGGUUGCUAAGAAGUCUCUGUCUGAGGAGCAGUAUCAGGACUUUGAGAGUCGUUAUAACCAGGCGAAGCUGAGCCUGCAUGACCGUGCUCUGAAGGUUGCAGCAGUGGUUGAAAGUUUGGAGAGAGAGAUGGAGCUGUUGUGUGUGACCGGAGUAGAGGAUCAGCUGCAGGCCGACGUCAGACCUACACUGGAGCUUCUUCGCAACGCCGGCAUUAAGAUCUGGAUGUUGACAGGAGACAAGCUCGAGACUGCGACAUGCAUCGCCAAAAGCUCUCGUCUGGUGUCCAGAAAUCAAGAUAUACAUGUCUUCAGACCGGUGUCUAAUCGAGGCGAGGCCCACCUGGAGUUAAACGCUUUCAGGAGGAAACACGACUGCGCUCUGGUGAUCUCAGGAGACUCUCUGGAGGUGUGCCUGCGCUACUAUGAGCAUGAGUUUGUGGAGUUGGCGUGUCAGUGUCCGGCUGUAGUAUGCUGUCGCUGUUCUCCUACACAGAAGGCCCAGAUUGUCCGAUUACUCCAACAGCACACAGCCAACAGAACCUGUGCUAUUGGUGAUGGAGGAAACGAUGUCAGUAUGAUCCAGGCUGCAGACUGUGGUAUAGGCAUUGAAGGAAAGGAGGGCAAGCAGGCGUCUCUGGCUGCAGAUUUCUCCAUAACGCAGUUUAAACACAUCGGGAGGCUGCUAGUGGUGCACGGCCGCAACAGCUACAAGCGCUCUGCCGCUCUGGGCCAGUUCGUCAUGCACCGCGGCAUGAUCAUCUCAACCAUGCAGGCUGUCUUUUCCUCUAUUUUCUACUUUGCAUCUGUUCCACUGUACCAGGGCUUCCUCAUGGUUGGCUAUGCUACAAUCUACACUAUGUUCCCAGUGUUCUCUCUGGUGCUGGAUCAGGAUGUAAAGCCAGAGAUGGCCUUGCUUUACCCAGAGCUUUAUAAAGACCUUACUAAGGGACGCUCCUUAUCAUUUAAAACCUUUCUUAUCUGGGUCCUGAUAAGUGUGUAUCAAGGGGGCAUCCUGAUGUAUGGCGCCCUAGUGCUUUUCGAUCAGGAGUUUGUGCACGUGGUGACCAUUUCAUUUACGGCUCUGAUUCUUACCGAGCUGCUAAUGGUGGCUCUGACUGUACGGACCUGGCACUGGCUCAUGGUGGUGGCCGAGUUCUUCAGCCUUGGCUGCUACCUCGCCUCACUUGCCUUUCUGAACGAGUAUUUUGGCAUAGGUAGAGUGUCCUUAGGAGCCUUCCUGGAUUUGACGUUCAUCAUGACAGAGACGUUCCUCUGGAAGGUGUGUGUGAUCACGCUGGUCAGCUGCCUGCCUCUGUACAUCAUUAAAUACCUGAAGCGCAAGUUUUCUCCACCCAGUUACUCCAAACUGUCCUCCUGAGCUGAGCGAAUCUCACACAGUCAUGACGUCCAAGCACACACACACUUCUCUAGCAGCUUCGAUAGACACUGCAGCAGGUAUAGUCAAUGUCCAGGUUUGGAGAUCUGAUAGAGCUGCAUGACGCUGGCUCGUCUGCUUUACGUGUCUGAUUAACGCCGUAUGCCUCACGCUGUGGAGUGUUACUCUACCCAGCUUUGCGUUUGUUUCUGAUUUACCCAGGUGUGUGUGUGUGUGUGUGUGUGUGUGUGUGUGUGUGUGUGUGUGUACUUGGAACAACAUGAGACGUACAGUGAAUACUUGAAAAAACUAAUAUGAAGCACAAAAAAAAACAAGAAUGAACUCCAGUGCUGAACCUGGUGAGAUUAUUUGUAGAAGAAAAGAUGAACCUUCAUUAGAAGCUUCCUAUAUUUGAGUGCACUUCAAUCUAACCUGUGAUUGUUUACUUUGUGGGGCUGAGAUUUUUUAUACAGUGUUUUAUUGAUGUGUAAUGGUGUGCAUUAUUACAGCAUGCUGGAUUGUCUGUUUGAACUCAGAGGUUGGUUAUGAGCAGAGAAACAGCAAUGCUCUUCCUUUACUGUAAACAUUUCUUCAGCUUUGGUUGUUUUGUUUUUUCAGAUUUUCAAUGCCUGCUGAAUUCACGUUUUCCUAUUUAUUAUAGAUUGUUGUUUUUUACUUUCUAUUCUCUCUACCUGUGUGCUGCACAUAUGAUUAUAGGCGUCUCUGAUGACUGCACCGAUUUCCACUGAGCAAUGAUUUGUACAAAAUGCAGACAACAAACCAUAAGAUGUGCCAAACUGCAGUUUUUUUCUCCACAAUGGGACUUUAAUUAUCCGUAAACAGGAGCUUUAGGAUGUUCUAGGGAAAAUACACGACUUUCAGAGUUCAGCUUAAACUUAUGUGAUACUUCAUUUGAAUCCUUGGACUCAGCGUUGCUCAGAUUUGUCCUUAUAAACUCACAGCUCUUCAGACAAACAGUUGCUGAUAACGUUAUUGAUGACCUCAAUGUGUUAUAUUUGUUCUUGCAUCAGAUCUACAUGUGGAGGUCUGGGAAAGUCUUUCACACGCUCCCAUUUUACAGGUUCAGACAGAAAAUCACCCUGAUUGAAAAACCUGAAAACCGGGAAAUGAGUUCUGAGUUUGGAAACACUGAGUAUUUUAAAACGCAUGUUUUGUUUCUAUGCAACGAAUUCUGUAAAAGGCAAAAACACAGUUGAGUUGGUCAGUGAAUGAGUAGAAGACGGUUCUUUGGGCAGAUGAGUCCAACUUUUUGUCUCAAACAGAAGAAGGAGAACAGGAGAGAAGAUGUGAUCAGACUCCCUCAUCCCCACACACUCACACAUGGAGGUGGAAGUUUAAUGGUUUGGGGUUGUUUUGGAGCAGUGAAGAUUUAAGACUUAUUCUGGAAAGUGAAAUGAAUCCUGAACCAACAUGUCUCCUAUUCCAUACUUCAACACCAUGCAGUUCCAUCUGGACUAAGACUCAUUGAAACCGACAUCACCGUACAACAAGCCGAAGCGUACGCCUGAGUUCUGUACGUGUUAUUUAGAGAACAAACUGAGAACUGGAUCACAAGAAUGAAAUCUCCAACCAGUGAAGAACAUCUUUAACGUGUUUUACAAGAGACUCUAAAGUAUUUCAGCUGAAUUUCUGGAGAAAGGAAGUGUCCGGAUGCUGAGAAUGUAAAGUUGUUCUUCAUGAUAAAGGAGGAUUUUUUAAUGAAAAUAAACUGGAACAUCUGGACAUUUACAGAUUUGUUUGAUCAAAGUAAAUCUUCAGACCGUCACAUUACCGAGUUUGUUGCAUAGAAAUAAAAGUAACAUGCGUGUGUUUCUGUAAAAUGUUAAUGUUUCCACACUUUUGACAGGAUCUUUAGGUAAAAACAAACUCGUUAAAUCUCUCUCCUCCAUUUUGAUGAUUUGACAGGAUCUCUGAAACGCAACGCAAUGCUAUGAUUUGGACAGCAGGGAAACUGAUCAGAUGUCUAUUGCUGUAAAUCUACUUGAUCUGAUUGUGAGGAAAAGCACAAGCAGUGUUUGAGCAGACUGUUUUAACAGCCUUGUUUGUAAAAAAAACUCAUUACAUUACAUAUUAGGUGAGAAUGUAAAGAAAAUCCUUUUUUAAAGGCAGUAUAUAUUUGAGUUUUCUUGUAAAAGCUGUGUCAAAGUUUAGAAAACAUUUCCAUUUCAGUCAAAACUUUUUUGGCCGUUUUUCCAAAAUUCAGCCACGGAAACAUCCGACUUUUGUUUUCCGCCCACGUCACUCAUUUUGUUUACGUCCAUCACAAUCACAACAAACACGAGGGUAAAUUUGUACUGUGCUGGAUUUGAUGUUUCUCUACUAAAACUGCUACUGUGUAAUGAAUAUGUGGCCCAGUUUUCACUCAGUGUAUAUAAGGAAUGAGUUUUAUCAUUCUUUGUGUUAUAAAUGGCAAACUGUUGUAACUGUGUUGUAGAUGAAAAGAAAUUGCUGUAGAGUCUGUUUGAGAGAUGAUCUGGUGUGGAUUUGAGUCAUGCCGUGUUCUGAUGAAUCUUUGAAUCACCGUCUUCAUGUGAGGACUGAAGUAUUGCUGCUUUUUUUUCCUUCAAUGUGUAUAGAAGUAUUUGACCUUUCUGCAGACACUUUUUAUACAAAGUACACAGUGUUUAAGGGGUAAAUUAACCAGCAGAAGUGUGUGUGCUAGUAAUAAUCCACAUUUUUGCUUUUGAUACGCUUGAGCUGCUUUCAGUGUCAAACCACUUUGUUUUGUUAAAGACAUAAUUCAGAAUGUAUUUGUUGGUGUAACUGAUAUGAUUUAAAAUUGAAUAAUCUGCAUUAAAGAGCAACGUUGGUAAUUUAA